Colossoma macropomum (tambaqui) is the source of this 1559-nucleotide messenger RNA. It is a transcript of the gene gpr82, whose product is annotated as G protein-coupled receptor 82. Lineage: Eukaryota; Metazoa; Chordata; Actinopteri; Characiformes; Serrasalmidae. Gene Ontology annotation, biological process: G protein-coupled receptor signaling pathway. The record is from RefSeq and is a predicted model, not a curated record. Bases 25 to 1092 code for a protein of 355 amino acids. Gene Ontology annotation, cellular component: plasma membrane. The transcript is spliced from 2 exons. Gene Ontology annotation, molecular function: G protein-coupled UTP receptor activity; A1 adenosine receptor binding.
AUCAACAAGAAAACAAUACCCAGUAUGUCAGAGCUCUAUGGUAAUGCAACAAAUUUCUCAGGAAUCAAUGGAACAGACAGCAACUGCAGUAAAAGGUGUUCACUGGCGCAUGAUCAACAACACAUUACAGUUUUGCCUUGGAUCUAUCUGACUCUGGCUGUUGUGGGCUUCGUGGUCAAUGGACUUGCCACGCUGGACCUUUGGCGAUCUGAAAAGACACCAACCGUCAUCUUCACCUUAAACAUAGUGAUAUCUGACUUGAUGGUUUGCUGCAGCUUCCCCUUCAGAACGGCCUACUUCAGCUCUGGCUCUGAAUGGAAGGCUGGCUCCUCCAUCUGCUUGUCUGCAGGGUUUGUUAUGGUUUCCUUCUUUUCCAUUAACCUCUAUUGUAACAUGUCCUUUUUGCUGUGGACUAGCAUCAACCGCUAUGCUACAGUGGUACAGCCACGCUGGGCUUUCUUCCAAGCCUUCAGGCAGCCAAAGCUCUGCUGGGCCAUCUGCGCCGUCACCUGGAUAUUGGGAAUCACCAUUGUAAGUGGUUCCCUAGGAUAUAAGGCAAGCCUGAAUCUUACACGACCAGAACUGAUUACCUGCUUUGACCAGCUGGUGAACAAAGGAAUGGAGCAAGUGGACGCUAUACAUGCCAUAGGCGUUGGAAUAUUCUUUUUCAUCCUCGGCCUGAUGCUGGUCAGUUAUGGUCUGCUGAUUUUUCACUUGCAGAAGGUGAGAGGGGGAAGCAUGGUUGGUGCUGGAUUUGGGCCAGGAGGAGGCCUAAAGGUGAGGAGGAAAAUCCUGGCCUCCGUGGUUCUGUUUGUGGCCUGUUUCUUGCCCUACCAUGUGCAGAGGAUCAGGAUAAUGGCUGCAUCGGACAGCAAAGACUGUCAGCAAAAGCAAAAAGACUUGGAUGUGAAGACUCUAACCAUCGUGGUGGCAGCACUCAGCUGCUGCCUGCAUCCAAUGCUGCACCUGGUGCUGCGUUUGCCCUGCUGCCGAGUCAAGCGCAACGUGAGACCCAACCCUAAACCAGAAAUUACACGAAGCCAAAUCACACCUAACAUACAAGCCACUGAGUUGAGCCCAAAUGUUAAAUAGGAGUAAUGGUAAGAAAUCGACAAGACUUUGAGAUAGAAACAGACAGUAACUAUAAGUCUAGAAUAUAAAGUCUUUUCAAAGGAGAAUCACCACUGAAAUUAUAAUUCUGUCCAAGACUAGACUUAAUAUUCUAGUGCUGUGUUCAGAAUCGCUGCUCAUAACAGAAAUUGUACACUAUAUAGUGUGUCACCCAUUUUGCAGUGUUGUUCGAAAUCUCAACGGUAAUCUUCACUCCUUAUAUGAACCAUUCUAUUGAAUUAGUUCAAUCUGCAGUGCAACAAAUAAAAAAAAACACAAUAAAGUAUUUAGACCUUAGAUAUUUACAAAUAUUGUGUGAUGAUCAAUUUAAAUGCAAGGCAUUACUCGAUAUUGUAAUAAGCUAAAAAUAUACAAAUCAUCAUUGAUAAGGUACUUUCUUUUGGGAGGUGGCUUUCCCAAACCCUAACCCCUACAUUUCAACUUCUGAA